AGCCUCUCACAGCGUACCAGGGAGUGGCUGGGACCGACUGAUUGUUUUCUUUAGGGACUGGUGUUGGGUAGUGGGCUAGAACUGUGGACACUAGUGAAGAGACACUGACUUGGGGACUAAAAACUGAGGAGACAAACACAACAAAGGAGGUUUAAGGGCUGACGUCAUGAGAGUGGGAGCUGCAGCCUUGGCUGGGGGGAUUUUUGGGGUGGCAGGGACUCUCUGUUUUCUCCUGGCUUUUGGUACAGACUACUGGCUGGUAGCUAGUGACGACUGUGACCCACAUCCAUGGCCGACGCCAACACCACUGGCAGGAGGCAAUGAUACGAAGAUCCAGCCAGUGGAGGCGGUCUCCGUGUCGCCUUCACCUCUCACUCUGCACCACGAGGGCUUUUUCUGGCGCUGUGUGUUUCAGGUGGAGCCCACAACACAUGCAGUCCUGGCCACUCUCUUCACAAACCAGCCAGAGUCCAAGGUGUGUAUCCCUGGAUACCUCUUCCCGCUACCGGUUGCGCUUGGACAAGUUCCGCAUCCGAGUUAUGAUCCUACAGCAGUGUUUCGGGGUUUCUGGACCGUGCUGAUUAUCAUCGGGCUGGUCUUGGCUCUAUCUGGAGGCUUCCUCUUGGUCUGUGGCGUCCCCUUCAUCAGCUACAAGCUGCACAAGCUGGGCGGGGCCUUCCUCAUCGCCGCUGCCUGCUUGUUCCUGUCCGUGCUCCUGCUCUACGUGCUGUGGAUGGAGGCGGUGGACGUGAAGCGGUACAUCCUGCAGGAGAGGGGAGAGAUGUGUCCAAAGGUGCAGGUGUCGGUGCUCUAUGGCCUGUCGUUCAUGGUGGCGGCGGCGGGCGUGCCCCUGGAGCUCGUCUCUGGCCUGGUCUUCAUGCUGGUGGGCCGUGCGCUGCAUGCCAGCAAGUGAGCGUCGGGCCAUCUGGCUCGUAGGAGAGGACUGACCUUUUUAUGUCCUGCACUGGGACUCAGCGGCACCCUUGUGGGGUGUAAAUGCUGCCUGGAAACAUACGACCAAUAUUACAGUGCCACGUUUUGGAUGUUAAAUUCAGUUUGCUAGCACUUCUUUGCUUAAUUUCUGUUUAAAAAGAAAAACAUUUGCGUAAAUACAUUCUUAUCACAUCAAGCCAUUGCUUGGUUUUAUUGAUGCCUGCAAAUGAUGAGUCCAUAGAGUAGAAGGUGAGAAAUGCAUGGAGUGAACCAGCUGUGUCCCCUGUCCUGAUUCUGGCACAGGAUCAAAGUGUGCUACAUGCAGCGGAGUGAGGUUGGAGGCAGGAAUGGCUGAACGGGCUGGAGAAAGAGGGUGGGGGUGGAGAUACGGAUAAGAGAGGUGGGGGGGCACAGAGAGAAUUGAUGUGUGUAGGGGGGCACAAGGGGGCUUUGAGAAAUGAACAGCUGUUUGUGGGUUUGGUUGGUAUACAGCAGGGCAGCCACCUGCCUCCUUCACCCCAAUCACAUUUCACUGCCUCCAUCAGCCUCGCAUGCCUCAUUGUUUCUGUCUUAUUUCUCUGUAUUCCACCUAUUUAAAUAAAGUUUAUAUUCACUGUC
Molecule: messenger RNA, 1551 nt
Organism: Mugil cephalus (flathead mullet)
Lineage: Eukaryota; Metazoa; Chordata; Actinopteri; Mugiliformes; Mugilidae
Product: transmembrane protein 182-like
Exons: 5
Coding region: 167-913 (248 amino acids)
Cellular component (GO): membrane
Source: RefSeq, a predicted model, not a curated record